Messenger RNA from Phalacrocorax carbo (great cormorant), 5182 nucleotides. The record is from RefSeq and is a predicted model, not a curated record. NCBI's taxonomy places the organism in Eukaryota, Metazoa, Chordata, Aves, Suliformes, Phalacrocoracidae.
GGGGCCGUUGGCUUGCUGUGUUCCACGUCUCGCUGGCACCCAGUGUGUUUUCACCUGAGGGUCUGUAAGUUAAGUGAGAAGUCUCAUGUCCCUCCCGUCCUCAGGCCUGUGAACGGCUGCUGAAUGAAUUCACAAGUUUUUUCUCUCUUGUCGAGAAAGAAUGACUGAUAAAGCUACUGAACACAGCGCUACACGUGGUUAAUGAUUAGCGAAAAAGUGCAGGGCAAGCUCAGUAGCAGUGAAGACCAGAUAGUUGCUAGAAAAGCCCUAGAAAUUUCUUGAGAUAAAACUUCUGUAGCUGCUUCUGGUGACCUCUUCCUCACAGGACAGGAUUGUACAAGGGAACUACAGAAAAUACCGAUUUCCAAAGUACCUGGAAAAGGAGUGAAAUCUCCAAACAGGGUUUUUCUGAUCAUAAGUCGUAAACUCUGAUACCCAUGGAUGCUGCAGAGUUCCGCAAGAGAGGGAAGGAGAUGGUGGACUAUAUUGCAGAUUACCUGGAGAAGAUAGAUAAAAGACAGGUCUUCCCAGAUGUGGAACCAGGAUACCUAAGGCCCCUCAUUCCGGACUGUGCACCCCAGGAUCCUGAGAGCUUUGAGGAUGUCUUCAAAGACAUUGAGAAGAUCAUUAUGCCAGGGGUGACUCACUGGCACAGUCCGUACUUCUUUGCCUACUUCCCUGCAGCCUCUUCCUUUCCGGCCCUUCUUGCAGACAUGCUGUGUGGUGGAAUUGGAUGUGUGGGCUUCUCUUGGGCUGCAAGUCCAGCUUGCACGGAGCUGGAGACUGUCAUGCUGGAUUGGCUAGGGAAGAUGAUUCAUUUGCCUGAAGAUUUUUUAGCUGGGAAGGAUGGCCAGGGCGGAGGAGUCAUUCAGGGAAGUGCAAGCGAGGCCACCCUGAUUUCACUGCUUGCUGCAAGAACAAAAUCUAUCAGGCGGGUGCAGUCAGAAAAGCCUGAGCUAACAGAAGCAGACAUCAUGGGCAGGCUGGUGGCCUAUGCUUCCGAUCAGGCUCAUUCAUCAGUGGAAAGGGCUGCAUUAAUUGGUGGUGUGAAGAUCAAAAGUGUUCCUUCAGAUGAAACAUUUAGUGUUUGUGGUUCAGCCCUAAAGAAAGUUCUGGAUGAAGACAAAGCUUCCGGUCUUAUCCCAUUCUUUUUCUGUGCAACACUUGGAACCACACCUUGCUGCUCCUUUGACAAACUCUUAGAGCUGGGUCCUAUUUGUAAUAAGGAAAAUAUCUGGAUGCAUAUUGAUGCAGCCUAUGCUGGGAGUGCAUUCAUCUGCCCUGAAUUCAGGCACCUUUUAAACGGCGUAGAGUUUGCAGACUCAUUUAACUUUAAUCCUCACAAAUGGCUCCUAGUGAAUUUUGACUGCUCUGCUAUGUGGGUGAAAAAAAGAUCAGAUUUAACAGGUGCCUUUAAAUUAGAACCUCUUUAUCUGCAGCAUCAUUAUCAGGAGUCUGGCGAUGCAAAUAGAGAACAGUGCAAUAAACAGGAAAAUGCAGUAACUCUGGAGCUGAGGUUCACCCUCCAAAGGCUAGACUUGCUAAGAAAAAAAAUAUACUGUUCUUUUGCCUUUUUAAAGGAAAAAUACAAGCACUGGCAAAUCCCCCUGGGAAGGAGGUUCCGCUCCCUGAAGCUCUGGUUCGUGCUGAGGAUGUACGGGGUCACGGGACUGCAGGAGCACAUCCGCAAGCACGUCAGGCUGUCGCAUCAGUUUGAACACUUAGUCCUUCAGGAUGAAAGGUUUGAGAUCUGCGCUGAGGUUGUCUUGGGACUGGUCUGCUUUCGGCUGAAGGGCUCAAAUGAACUGAACAAGGCUCUUCUUAAAAGCAUAAAUGAGGCCAAGAAGAUCCAUCUGGUCCCGUGCCACCUGCGAGAGAAGUUUGUGCUACGUUUUGCUAUUUGUGCCCGCACAGUGGAAUCCACCCACAUCAGGUUUGCCUGGCAGCACAUCUCACAGCUGGCAACCGAUCUUCUGAAAACAUGGCAGCAAAACUACCACCAGCAGUAACAGCAGUGAAGCAGCAGUGGGGAGGAGGUAAUUAAGUGGCUUUCUCUGUGUUGCCAAGUUUUAUUUCAGGGGCAGGCGGGAAAGUGAAGUUAUGAAGGAAAAGAGUGCAAAACCUGUUGUUAUAUAGCCCGUCUGCAGCAGCAAAACCCUUGCCGGCAAGUUGUGUUGUAACCUUAGUCAUUCCUUCUCUGUACCGUAGCUUCCUCUUGCCAUGGCACGCAGCCGUGGCGGCUCGAGCCGUCGUUUCUUACCAGUCUGUAAUCAAGAGCACGUACCGAACCAGGCAACGGAAGUGGAAGGGUUAGUGCUCCCUCCGUCGCCCCCAUUAACCUCUAGCGCACCCACUCCUUUCUUCACAGAUGAAACACUGAGGUGUUACAACCAAGCAAUUUAGCAUUACUGUGCCUUCAGAAAGAGUCCAAGCUGGGGGAAGUUCAGUAACCUGGUCAUGACACUGUCCACGUCCUGUCUAAACAGGCACGCACAAGUGGUGGCGUCAUGGUGUGAGGCACUAUCGUGUCAUGACACGCUUGCUGCAGUAAUUUUGUAAAUGAGGUUGGGACUUCAAGGCUUCCUUCACUACACAGCCACACCGGGGGGAGGGAGCACUGAGCGAACGCAAACCCUCCCUACGGCCGGCUCUCUGCUUUCUUCCAAAGGGUUUGCUUUUCAAACAGCCAUUUUGUCAAACCUCGGCAAAUAGGUUGCGCUGGCUCUCGGUUUUCACUCUGAUCAUUCAUAAUGAGGCCUCUUAAAAGCUCCUUCCCAAGAGUUUUGUCAAAAGCCCUGUGCUACCUGGCGUUCUAUAUUUUCAACCAUGUUACUCUAAGCAGCGAUUACUUGAAAAGAAUCUGUAAGCUACGUUCUGUGAAAUAGAGUUGUGAUUUCUUUUUAUGGUUGCCGUUCUGCUUACUGCGUUGUGUAAUAAAUCUUUGACAAAUGCGCUAAGAAAUGGGAUGGCUAAAACGUUACUCUCUGCUUCUCAAAUUAGCUAGCACACAAGGUAGCAAAUUACAAUGCAAACAGAAGUUAAGAGCACCAGCCCCCAAAAUAUGCUGUGGUGCCCCCCUCGGCGGUUCUCUUCCAUUAACAGUGACGCACAGAACAUGGAAGUAUUGGAAAACAAUUGGCCUUCAGAGAAAGUCAAAUGACGUGUCCUUGACACAAACCGUUGAUGUGUCACCUUGUCCAAGGCAGGUAAAGAGCUGAAAUGAAAGUCCGAAACAAUACCUGACUUUAGUAAGUACUUCUGCCGUUCUGAAAGCAGAAAUCCCAGACAGUUAUUUCUACGUAAAUUUCUAUGUUAGUUCAUGACUUGGGAAACUGUGUUCAUCCCCAGCAAAUAGGGUCCGCACCGAUACGGUUUUGCAGCUUUUAUGUUAUGGAAACAGUAGAAUCUAGGAGCCAGAGAGGAAUUCCACCUUCUUGGUGAGACAGAGCAGUAUUUUCCAUGUGAAAUAUAUAACCAGGUCUGUCCAGGAAAAAAAAAAAUGGAUCAGGUCCUGAUCAAAGCUAUCAUAGAGUAAAUCCAGGGUAAUUGCACUGAAAUGAAAUGGAGUUGCGUUGGGCUUAUCUGACUAUAACUGAAAUGAAAAAUCUAACUAAGAAGAACUGGAAAAGAAAAGCGUACGGUCAGGCAACACUAGGCUGACAUCAGAGGAUUUUGGGGAGCGCCUCCCCAUGGAAACCAGAGCAGAGGUGGAUGGUGCACGCCAGCGUGAGCCUCGAACUGCUGUAGCACGGGGACGCGGGCAGGAUGCACGUCCAACCCAGGGGAGGUGAAACAUUCCCAAGAGCCCAGAAUCAGACAGGGGUCCCUCUGGACACUUGUGGGAAGGUGCUGCCAAAACUAACAGCCAGGUAAACGUUUUUCAGCACGUGGGUGUCACUUUUAGAAGAGGCCGUCGUCCAGACACCAAAACUCCUUUUGGCAAAGAAUUUAGGAUAAGGGUUAAUUUAAAGUAUUAGAAAUACAGCAGCAAAAGUUACUUCAUUCUUGUUUGCAAAGAAGAGACCUAAGUAAAUCUUCCAACGAACGGCAGCGACAAGAGCCCUGGAACGACACUUCCCCAAGGCCAGCCCAAAACAGAAAUCUGAAAUUCACAGUUCUGGUUUUCCUGACGUUCUGGGAGGAUUUGAAUAUGUAGUUGGUGAAGGCCGCCUUACUAUUCGGUCUCUCAUACCUUCCUAAUUCCUACGUAGAGUAUUAAUGUUAGGUCAUCUGAAAAGGAAUCUGGGCUUUGUAAUCAACUCAAGAACAAAAUACUAGAAAAGAACAUUUCUGACAGAAGAACGUGACUGCUGUUUCUGUUCUGCAGCUUUGCAACCUAUCUGUAAGUGAGAAAUACUGUAUUUAUGAAUAGUUACUACGUGACCCUGGAUUUACUGUGCCUUGUGUGCAAAAGCUAAUGGAGUCUGUGCCAACUGACGCUGUCUGAUGCUAAAAGUAAUUACACAAUCUCAGAACUGUGCGUUAGGAGAAUGUCCGUAUCUCAAGGGAGACGGUGUGGCCGCUAGAGAAGGAGGGAGGAAAGUAACUUUUCGGUAACCGUAUUUUUUUUUUUUUAAUCUAGUCGAGUGCUAGUACAAUACCUACAUUCUUAAUGAUGAUGGCAGAUGAUAAAUAUAUUUUAUUACUGAGGGGGGGGAAUAUUGAAAGGGUAUGUAUUUGUGAAAGCCUUGCUAAUAUAUUAUGCUCAACUGCAUUAUAAUUAUGAAAUUUCUAAUUUUCUCUUGCCUUUAUAUGUAAGAUUCUGCUCACGGUUGUUGGUUUUGUUGUUGCUGUUGCUGUUGCUGUUGUUGUUGUUGUUGUCUCCUGUAACGUUACCAUGUUUGAGGAGUGGUACUCGCACUGCAGGUGCCUUACAACAGCAGUCUAAACCUUGAGGCAUGCGUGAACUUGAAGCGCUCAAAUACAGGAGCAAAUGAGAAAUGAAACUUGAGAACCCUGAAGCCCAGGGUGGUGGGGACAGAUUAAAUAAUGAUGAUAACAGUAAUAAUAUCUAUGUAGCAUUUGUAGAGGCUCUAUGACCUAAAUGGAAAAACAAUCAGACGUUCAGUGCGCUUUUAUUAUAAUUUGUGUGCUGUCAAAUUGCUUUAAAAUCUGUUUCCAAAGGCCAUUAAAGAGACACGUAGGCUUUAACUGGCAGCAGUAAUAAAUGGAAACAAAACUA